AUGAAAUGGAUGCGUCAUAGUUCAGACAAAAUUUCGAACCUAAAACGGCCCACAGAUAAAACGGUGCAUUGUCGCACAUACGAACAGACCAGUCGUCGUUACAUCGCCAACAACCCCCGCCACACCAUGUCCGCCGUCAACAUUCCCGUGAACGAAAACGAGGUUUCGGUCUCGUCUUCGCCCAUCACGUCGUACGGAUCGCCCGUCUCGGGCUCGUUCCAGGGCAAGCCCCGACAGCGACGAUACUCUUACACCGCUGCGCGAACCAACAAGCUGAAGCCGUUUUCCACCGGCGACAUCAAGAUCCUGCUGCUGGAAAACGUCAACCAGACAGCCAUUGACAUUCUCGAGGGCCAGGGCUACCAGGUGGAGACCCACAAGUCGUCGCUGGACGAGGAGGAGCUGAUUGAGAAGAUCCGAGAUGUGCAGGUGGUUGGUAUCCGAUCCAAGACCAAGCUCAACUCACGGGUGCUCAAGGAGGCCAAGAACCUCAUUGCCAUUGGUUGUUUCUGCAUCGGUACCAACCAGGUCGAUCUCGAGUACGCCGCCAACAACGGUAUUGCCGUGUUCAACUCGCCUUUCUCCAACUCGCGGUCUGUGGCCGAGCUGGUCAUCUGCGAGAUCAUCAUGCUGUCGCGACAGCUGGGCGACCGAAACAUCGAGAUGCACGCCGGCACCUGGAACAAGGUCUCCGCCAAGUGCUGGGAGAUCCGAGGCAAGACUCUCGGAAUUGUGGGCUACGGCCACAUUGGCUCCCAGCUGUCCGUUCUCGCCGAGUCCAUGGGCAUGAACGUCAUUUACUACGACGUGAUCAUGAUCAUGGGUCUCGGUACCGCCAAGCAGGUGCCCACCCUUGCCGAGCUGCUGGCCCAGGCCGACUACGUCUCUCUGCACGUGCCCGAGCUGCCCGAGACCAUGAACCUCAUGUCCAAGGCCCAGUUCGACGGCAUGAAGAACGGCUCGUACCUCAUCAACAACGCCCGAGGCAAGGUCAUUGACAUUCCCGAGCUCAUCUCUGCCAUGAAGUCCGGAAAGCUUGCUGGAGCCGCCGUCGACGUCUUCCCCAAGGAGCCUGCCAAGAACGGCUCAAACGAGUUUGGCUCCCACCUCAACGAGUGGACCAAUGAGCUCCUCACCCUGCCCAACCUCAUCAUGUCUCCCCAUAUUGGAGGCUCCACCGAGGAGGCCCAGUCCGCCAUUGGUAUCGAGGUCGGCACCGCUCUCACCAAGUACAUCAACGAGGGUUCCUCUGUUGGUGCCGUCAACUUCCCCGAGGUCAACCUCAACGUGGUCAACCACGCCGAGGAGCACGACCACGUGCGAAUCCUGUACGUGCAUAAGAACGUGCCUGGUGUGCUUCUGUCCGUCAACGAGAUUUUCGCCUCCCAUAACAUUGAGAAGCAGUACUCUGAGUCGCGUGGUGAUAUUGCCUACCUGAUGGCCGACAUUGCUGACGUCGAUCAGGCCGACAUCAAGACUCUGUACGAGAAGCUCGAGCAGACCCCCUUCAAGAUCUCCACCCGACUGUUGUAUUAA
This is a messenger RNA of Yarrowia lipolytica CLIB122, 1536 nucleotides long. RefSeq lists its product as uncharacterized. NCBI's taxonomy places the organism in Eukaryota, Fungi, Ascomycota, Dipodascomycetes, Dipodascales. Gene Ontology annotation, molecular function: NAD binding; oxidoreductase activity, acting on the CH-OH group of donors, NAD or NADP as acceptor. The record is from RefSeq and is a predicted model, not a curated record.